Etheostoma cragini (Arkansas darter) is the source of this 2631-nucleotide messenger RNA. Its product is annotated as cyclic nucleotide-gated cation channel beta-1-like. Gene Ontology annotation, molecular function: intracellularly cAMP-activated cation channel activity; cGMP binding; intracellularly cGMP-activated cation channel activity. Lineage: Eukaryota; Metazoa; Chordata; Actinopteri; Perciformes; Percidae. The transcript has 27 exons. Bases 4 to 2631 code for a protein of 875 amino acids. Gene Ontology annotation, biological process: retina homeostasis; monoatomic cation transmembrane transport. The record is from RefSeq and is a predicted model, not a curated record. Gene Ontology annotation, cellular component: plasma membrane; photoreceptor outer segment; intracellular cyclic nucleotide activated cation channel complex.
GGGAUGAUGGCGUGGAUCUCUCAGGGUCUGGAGAAAGUUGUUCCUCAGCCAGAUCUGAAUAAGAAAGAAACAGCUGAGCUGGCCAUCGAGGUGCAUCAACCAGCUGCAAAAGAGCCCCAGAUCACCGUGGUGGAGGUGGAAUCAGAUCGAGAAGAUCAAACCGACAACAGACCACUGCCCCCCAGGGUGAUAGAGUGGAUCAAACACGGUCUGGAGAACAUGGUUCCUCAGCCAGAGAUUCACGUUCGCUCAAAGACAGAAAUCAACAAGAAGCCUGAAGCUCCUGCUGCAGCUACAGCGGAGACUCCGGCACCAAAACCUCCUCCAGCCCCAAAACCCUCUGCUGACGCUGACAAUAUUAUGGGAUGGAUCGGCCGCAUGUUGCCCCAGCCUGCUCACACACAGGAGCCCGGCGGUGACGAGGUGCAGAACAUCCGCAUCGUCCAGGGGCAGACGGACAUGGUGCUGGAGGACGUUGGACACAACGAGGACAAAACCAUCGCGCAGAAGGAGGCAAGAGAGGAGUCCCAGGACAACGAGAAUCUGAGAGGAGAGGCAAAGACCCGGAUCGAUCCAAGCGCUCCUAGGAUGGACAUCGAGAAGGAAGCUGGAGAAUCGGUUCACGCUCACGUGGAAGAAAGACUGCACCAGGAUCCUCUCGAGGCGGCCCGCAACGCAGAGGAGAUGGCCCGGAAGGCCGCGGAGGAGGCCGCGCGACAGCUGGAGGUCCAGCAUUUGGCUAUGAUCGUCACGGAAACGCUGCCAGACUCCAGCGAGCUGACCCUGGUGGACAUCGGUCCGGCUGAAGACGAGACCACCAGCACGGCCUUAUCAACAAAUGCCGAGACCCCAUCGGACAGGAGAGACCUGGAGAGUCCGGUCCCCCAAACCAUCACCCAGCAACCACAGUCACAGGCUCCAAUCACCUCCACAGGUCCAGAUCAGGUCCAACAGGGGACCGGCAGGAAGGAGGAACUGCAAGUAGAAAGUGAAGAGGCCAAUGCAGAAGAAGAAGGUGGAUGUGGAGGGAGGGGUGGGCCAGGUUUGGGUGAAGCUCCGGUGCUGAAGGUGGAGGAUGUGGAUCAGGACGUGGAGCAGCAACCAAAAGGCGUGAACAUUCCCCAAAUUAUCACCAGCACGGAACCGGAGUGCGGCCCUGCGAGUGGGCUGUCAACACUCAGAGCUGCAGAGGAAGAAGCCGAUGUUACUCUGAAGUCCAGUCAGGAAGACCUGCUGACUGCAGACAGCGAGAGGCCUCUGUCUGCGGCCAGCGGCGGCAUCCCAGUCCAGGAGCGUCUGGGCCAGCUGGUCCGGCUGUUCAGAGGCAGAUCAGAGCUCCGGAGAGACCGGCUCGUGGACCCAGAUGAGUCCGAGGAGGAAAGUCCUUCAGCCUCCCCGAGCAAAGCUGCUCCUCCUCCUCCUCCUCCUCCUCCUCCUCCUCCUCCUCCAGAAGAGAAGAAGGACGACGCACCUGCAGAAGGAGAAGAAGAAGAAGAAGAAGAAGAGGAGGAAAAGAAGGAAAUCGUCCUCCCCUUUCAAAUUUUGGGACGCCCAGUCGUGUUUCCCAGACCGCCCAAACUCCCCAAACUACCCCCGAUGCCGGACUGGCUCCGAGCCGUCGUGGAGUACCGCUUCCCCUCCAGCAUCGACCCUUUCACCGAUCUGAUCUACGUGAUGUGGUUGUUCUGUGUUGUGGCGGCGUGGAACUGGAACGUGUGGUUGAUCCCCGUCCGCUGGGCGUUCCCCUACCAGACCCCCGAAAACCUCCACCUGUGGCUGCUGAUGGACUACACCUGCGACUUCAUCUACAUCCUGGACAUCCUCGUCUUCCAGCCCCGACUGCAGUUCGUCCGCGGAGGAGACAUCGUGGUACGUGGCAUCAGCAAGAAUUCAAAAAAAGACAAAUCUGUCGUUUGGAUGGACGUCAUCAGUCUGGUUCCCAUGGAGAUAUUUUACUUUUUCACCGGCGUGAACUCUCUGCUGCGGUUCCCUCGUCUGCUGAAGUACGUCACCUUCUUUGAGUUCAACGACCGGAUGGAAGCUGUGAUGAAGAAAGCGUACAUCUACAGGGUGAUCCGAACGUCCUCUUACCUGCUGUACUCGCUGCACAUCAACGCCUGUCUCUUCUACUGGGGCUCGGCCUACGAGGGUCUGGGAUCCACCAAGUGGGUCUACGACGGAAAGGGGAACGCUUAUAUCCGCUGCUACUACUUUGCGGUGAAGACUCUGAUCACCAUCGGGGGACUCCCCGACCCCUCCACCGUCUUCGAGAUCUGCUUCCAGCUCCUCAACUACUUCGUUGGCGUCUUCGCGUUCUCGAUCAUGAUUGGUCAGAUGCGGGACGUGGUGGGUGCAGCGACCGCCGGGGAGAACUACUACCGCGCCUGCAUGGACAGCACCAUCAAGUACAUGAACAACUACCACAUCCCCCGGGACGUCCAGAACCGCAUCAAGACCUGGUACGACUACACCUGGAAGAGCCAGGGCAUGCUGGAUGAACAGGAGUUGCUGGUGCAACUUCCCACCAAGAUGAGGCUGGACAUGGCCGUGGACGUCAACUACAGCAUCAUCAGCAAGGUCGCCCUGUUCCAGAAAACCAGCAGCGAGUACGAGUACGUUGGCUUUAAAUGA